Paraphaeosphaeria sporulosa is the source of this 482-nucleotide messenger RNA. RefSeq lists its product as uncharacterized. The record is from RefSeq and is a predicted model, not a curated record. The transcript has a single exon. The coding region runs from base 84 to 239 and encodes 51 amino acids. Lineage: Eukaryota; Fungi; Ascomycota; Dothideomycetes; Pleosporales; Didymosphaeriaceae.
GUACGAUAGAUACUUAAUGAAGUAAAGUUGAAACAAACUCCCUUUUGUACGGGACAAGACACGCAAUGAGCCAUAUAUAAGGCAUGUCGCUCGAGCUAGAGCCGCCAUUCCUCAGCAUCGCUCGCAUCGCCUUGGCUCACAUCCUCGUACUCGGCAUCAACUUGCCGUUCGUCUUCACCCCGAACAUCAUACCCAUCAUCUUCCGCAUCCUCAGUACCAAGUAUAGUCACCCCAUCUAAAUCUUCACCAUCAGUUUCUUUGUUUUCGUCACGGUUGGUACUUUCGAGCCCAGUCGCCUCAAACCCAUCAUCUUCCCGACCUUCAGAAUCAGAGCCCUCCCGAGUCCCAGAUACUACCUCUUCAUCUUCACCAAAAAUCCCAAUCUCUUUCCCAUCAUCCAAUACCUCUCCAUUUCUCAACUUAUCCACCAUCUUCAAGGCCUCACGCUGUCCCUCGAGGGCUUCCUUCCUCUGUCUAGACAC